AUGUCAUCCGACUCUUCCAAUAUUUUGGUCGUGAAACGAAGCCAAGAACGAGAGCCCUUCUCCAAUGAGAAGAUUAGAAUUAGACUCCAAGACCAUGUGAAAGGUCUCGAGCAUAUUAAUAUGGACUCGAUUGUGGAAAAAUUGAGAUCCGAAAUCCACAAUGAUAUUACCACAGAGAAACUCGACAACCUUCUCGCAGAAUGUAUUGCCUAUAUGGCUUAUAGCCAUCCUGAUUAUUUGAGACUUGCUGGACGAGUGAAGAUUUCAUCUCUCCACAAGAAGACAAAGGCCACCUUCUCUGAAGUAAUUUCCGAUUUACGUAAUUUCAUUCAUCCAAGAACUGGAUUGCCAUCUCCAUUGAUUUCCGAAGAGGUUUUCAAUGUUGUUCAGCAACACAGCGAAACUCUCAAUGCUGCUGUCAAGACUGAGAGAGAUUAUCAAUUUGACUACUUUGGCUUUAAGACUCUUGAAAGAAGCUACUUGCUGAAACUAGGAGAUGUCAUUGCCGAACGUCCUCAACACAUGUUCAUGCGUGUGAGUUUGGGUAUUCAUGGCUCCGAUGUUGAGAAGGCUAUUGAAACCUAUGAAUUACUCAGCACUGGUAUGUUCAUUCAUGCCUCUCCAACUCUCUUCAAUGCAGGUACUCCAACUCCUCAAAUGAGUUCUUGCUUUUUGGUGGCCAUGAAGGACGAUUCCAUCUCGGGAAUUUAUGAUACCCUCAAGACUUGUGCUUUAAUUUCCAAGAGUGCUGGAGGUAUUGGUCUCUCUGUUCACAACAUUCGUGCCUCAGGCUCUUACAUUAGAGGUACCAACGGAACUUCUAAUGGACUCAUUCCCAUGCUUCGUGUUUUCAAUGAUACUGCCCGAUAUGUCGAUCAAGGAGGUGGCAAACGAAAGGGAGCCUUUGCCGUUUAUUUGGAGCCUUGGCAUUCCGAUAUUUUUGAUUUUUUAGAUUUGAGAAAGAAUACAGGCAAGGAGGAAAUUCGAGCUCGAGAUUUGUUUUUGGGUUUGUGGGUCAAUGACUUGUUCAUGGAACGUGUUAAGGAGGAUGGAAAUUGGUCUCUCUUUUGCCCAAAUGAAGCUCCAGGACUUGCCGAUACCUGGGGUGAGGAAUUUAAUCAAUUAUACACUCGUUAUGAGAAUGAAGGUCGUGCUCGUCGUGUGAUUCGUGCCCAAGAGCUCUGGUUUGCUAUUAUUGAAGCACAAAUUGAGACUGGUGUUCCUUACAUGCUUUAUAAGGAUUCUUGCAAUAGAAAAUCGAAUCAGCAAAAUCUUGGUACCAUCAAGUCUUCGAAUUUGUGUACAGAGAUUAUUGAAUAUACAGCUCCUGAUGAAGUCGCGGUGUGUAACUUGGCCAGUAUUGCUCUUCCAAAAUAUGUCAAUGAGACGACUCGAACCUACGACCAUCAACGAUUGUUUGAAAUUGUCAAGAUUGCUACCAAGAAUUUGAACAAGAUCAUUGACAAGAAUUAUUAUCCAGUUGAGGAAGCCAAAAAGAGCAAUAUGAGACAUCGUCCUAUUGGUUUGGGAGUUCAAGGAUUGGCUGAUGCCUUUAUCAAGAUGCGUCUCCCAUUUGAAAGUGAAGAAGCCAAGGUAUUGAAUCGAGAAAUUUUCGAAACGAUUUAUUUUGCUGCAUUGACUGCAAGUUGUGAAGUUGCCAUGGCUGAGGGACCUUACGAGACGUAUGCAGGAAGUCCAAUGAGUAGAGGUAUUUUCCAACAUGAAUUUUGGACCUCUCAAGGUGAGCCUUUCGAAGGAAAAACCAUCACAAGUGGAAGAUGGGACUGGGAAGGUUUAAGACAACAAAUUCUCAAGUUCGGAGUUCGUAACAGUUUGUUGGUGGCGCCAAUGCCAACCGCUUCCACCAGUCAAAUUUUGGGCAAUAACGAAUGUUUUGAACCAUAUACUUCGAAUGUGUAUACGAGACGUGUUCUGAGUGGUGAAUAUCCAGUGAUUAAUAGACAUUUAGUGUCUGAUUUGAUUCAAUUGGGAAUGUGGAAUCCAACGACUGUGAAUCAAAUUAUUGCCAAUAGAGGUUCUAUUCAAAACAUUGAUGGAAUUCCUGACGACAUUAAGGAAUUGUACAAGACUGUUUGGGAAAUCAAACAAAAGAGUUUGUUAGAUCUUGCUAUUGAGAGAGCUCCAUUCAUUGAUCAAUCUCAAUCACUCAAUGUCUUUAUUGCAACUCCAUCCAUCUCGAAAAUGUCUUCCAUGCACUUUUAUGCUUGGAGUAAGGGUUUAAAGACUGGCAUGUAUUAUUUGAGAACACAACCAGCUGCAGAUGCCAUUCAAUUCACAGUGGAUCCAGCCAUGAUGAAGCAAAACAGUAGUGUCUCGACUGCUGCUGAUCAAGAGCAAGAAAAGCCAGCAUCCUCCACUCAAGAACAAGUUAUUGUGUGCCGAAGAAAGAGAGGACAACCAACCACUGGUGAUGAAGAAGAAUGUUUGGUGUGUGGUGCUUAA
Naegleria lovaniensis is the source of this 2463-nucleotide messenger RNA. RefSeq lists its product as uncharacterized. Bases 1 to 2463 code for a protein of 820 amino acids. The record is from RefSeq and is a predicted model, not a curated record. Gene Ontology annotation, cellular component: ribonucleoside-diphosphate reductase complex. Gene Ontology annotation, biological process: deoxyribonucleotide biosynthetic process; DNA replication. Gene Ontology annotation, molecular function: ATP binding; ribonucleoside-diphosphate reductase activity, thioredoxin disulfide as acceptor. The transcript has a single exon. NCBI's taxonomy places the organism in Eukaryota, Heterolobosea, Eutetramitea, Acrasida, Naegleriidae.